Messenger RNA from Pangasianodon hypophthalmus (striped catfish), 7820 nucleotides. RefSeq names its product macrophage stimulating 1 receptor a (gene mst1ra). Gene Ontology annotation, biological process: phagocytosis; nervous system development; multicellular organism development. The record is from RefSeq and is a predicted model, not a curated record. Bases 627 to 4715 code for a protein of 1362 amino acids. Gene Ontology annotation, cellular component: signaling receptor complex; membrane. The transcript is spliced from 21 exons. NCBI's taxonomy places the organism in Eukaryota, Metazoa, Chordata, Actinopteri, Siluriformes, Pangasiidae. Gene Ontology annotation, molecular function: transmembrane receptor protein tyrosine kinase activity; ATP binding; protein binding.
GCAUAAAUGAGCAGAUGUUUCUAUUAAAGUGGCCAGUGAGUGUUUAUGUGUGCAUAAGAGACUGACCACUUUGUAGCAUAGCUGUAAUAGCUCUCUUUCUUCCUCUUUUCCUCCUUCCCAAACCACAUUCCAUUCAUGCUUCUAGGAAGUACUUGAUUGCACUGAAAGCCACAGCUUCAGGACAUCCUGGAGCUAAUAUACAGCUCUGAAUUGCAGAGUGAAGGCAUGUGCUGUAGCAGGGAACGUGUUUAAAUCAAUGGAGGUGAGGAUUAUGCAAUAGCAAUCUCGGUAUUACUUCCUUCUGAAGCUCGGGCAAGGCGUGGACCAGUCAAUGAGCUCGGGGUGUUUUCGAAACACGAACGAACAAACGUUUACCGUCAACUUCUGCCGGGUUGCUAACUUUACUGGGCAACUAAACUGACUGAUAUUACACUUUAAACGGGAUAUUACUGAAACUGGCAUGUGAAAGACAGCGAAUGGUGUCCUUCCAAACAAAGCUAGGAUUUGUCUCAGGGGCUGUUGUACACUACAGUAGGUGCUCUUCAGAUCCUGGUGAUGAUCAAGAGGUUUUGAGGAACAGUGAACGUUGUUUUCCUUAGGCUGCACAAAGGACAGCAGACACAGAGAUGCUAUUCUGGGCUUGGGCAUUCUUAGCAUGUGUCUGGUUCCAGAUUCAUGUGACCUUGAAUGCUGAAACCUGUCCUGAAGACCUACAAAAGGCUGUUGAUUUUACUGUUCCAUAUCCCUCACGUUAUUUCCAAACUUUGAAACCCAUCCAGAACAUAGUGGUGUACCAAGAAUUGUCUGAGAUAUAUAUAGCCUCACAGAACGUGAUCGAGGCCCUGAACAACAAUCUUGAGAAGAUAUGGGAGUUACGCACUGGUCCUAUUGGUCAUCCAGAUUGUCAGACCUGCCAGUGUGGUAUUGAGGAUGAUCCAAAUGCAUCAGUGGACACAGACAAUCAAGUUCUACUUUUGGACCCUAAACCUUUUUUGCCGUUCCUGUACAUAUGUGGGAGCAAUCAGUAUGGGAGCUGUACUUUUGUAGAACUUGAAGAAAAUGAAAAACCAAAUGAAGUCAAAUGUCUUUUCAAUAAAGACAGUAACUCACCCACAAAUUGUCAUGAUUGCAUUGUUAGUCCCCUAGGCACAAAGGUCAGCAUUGUAGAAGAAGGCCAGACAUCUUACUUCUUUGUGGCUGCCACCAUCAACAGCACAAUUGCAAGAGAUCAUGGCAGACGUUCUAUCUCAAUGCGACGUCUGCUUGCCACAGAAGAUGGAUUUGAUGAUGGCGUCAAGGGCCUGACAGUACUGCCUGAGUUCCAGGAUCCCUACCCUAUUAAAUAUAUUUAUACCUUCUCCACACAGUACUAUACUUACUUUUUGUCUGUCCAGAGAGAGAACCCCUCAGACAAAACUUCUAAUCUUCAGACUCAUCUCGGGCGGCUGCCAAAUAGGGAUAGCGAGGCCUGGAUGUAUCGCGAGGUCAUCUUAGAGUGCCACUUCAGGCCCAAACGGAAGAGGAGGAGCUCUGAGAACGUUGUGUACAAUGUAGCCCAAGCAGCCCAUUUCAGCAUAGCAGAGAGGGACCUGGCAAAUGAACUAGGCAUUAAGAAUGAGAAAGAGAAUAAUGUCUUGUACAUAGUAUUUGCUAUUACCAAUAAAGCGGGAAAUCCUACUGGAAGGUCUGCCCUUUGCGCAUUUCCCAUAGUGAAUGUAAACCUAUUCAUCGAGCAAGGUUUGGAUGCGUGCUGCAGCAAUAGAUCUGGACGACUUUCCCGGGGCUUGUCUCACUUCCAGCCGAGCAAUAGCUGUCCUCAUGAGGGAGUGAACAGACGGGAAUGUGAAGCUCUGCCCACCAUGGUGGCUACUCCUCACUCUAGAACAGACUUCUUCAGUGGGCAGAUAACAGACGUAUUCACCUCCAUUUUGGUUACCACUGUUGGUGGUGACACUAUAGCACAUAUUGGUACUGAACGUGGAAGACUGCUACAGGUCAUUCUGACAAAGUCAAGCCCUAUUGUGUUUGCCAACUACUCUCUUGUUGAAGAGGAAGAGAGAGUGUCCAGCAUUGCUGCAGUGCAGUCUGACGAGUCUUUGCUCUUCGUGGUUGGAAACAAGAUGGUGACUGUGUCUCCUAAAGGACCAGGAUGCAAACAUCUCUUAACUUGUUCGGAGUGUAUGCAGGCCCCUCGCUUUAUGGACUGUGGAUGGUGUGGCGGGUUCUGCUCAAAAAUGACUGAGUGCCCGGGCCAGUGGAGUAAUAACACUUGCCCUCCAUUUAUCACCAAGUUUUUUCCAAACACUGCACCACCUGAUGGUGAAACAGAGAUUACGUUGUGUGGCCGGGAUUUACAGUCUCCAAUGAAUCCUGUUAUCACGACAUCUACUCACCAAGUCAGUGUGGGACAAACCAGCUGCUCCAUAAUACCGAAAAAGAGUAACAGCACACAGCUGGUAUGCAGGAUCGUUCCUCAGUCCUCAGAUGUGACGCAAGAUGUGGAGAUUUACGUUAAUGUGAAUGAGGAGAGAAUGGAGCGUGGUUACUCCAUCUCUGGACAGGCACGUAGGCAAGGCUUCAGCUUUGUGACACCAGUUGUGACAGAUAUCAGUCCCACCUUUGGGCCCAAGAUUGGAGGCACCAGGAUUACACUGUCAGGGAAACACCUGGAUGCUGGACAAACAAGAACAGUCCGUAUGGGGAAAAAGAGCUGCCCUGUUGAAAGCAUGUUCAACAACGGGACCUGGUCCUCUGUAGUCUUCGUGUCUGAGGGAGUGGAGGAUUUGACAGAGGUGAACGUGACACUUCAAAUUGACGAAUCAGUUAUAUUUGCAACCAAACAAUUCAGCUACAAGGAGAAUCCUAAGGUGACAGAGCUGAAGCCUAACUGCAGUUUCAGCAGAGGUUCCAAAAUCAUCAUAGUGGGGGAAAAUCUGGACACUGUAUCCCAGACUACAAUUUAUUACAAACCCAAGAACUCAAAUCCUGUCCAAAGUGUGUGUGUGGGUCCUGUGAGCCCAACGCAGAUGGAGUGUGUGAGUCCAGCAUGUGAGGAUUCAGAUGGUGUCCUCUCAGUGGAUAUGGAUGGAGCUAAAAAUCUUAUUUCUGUGCCUUUUUUCUGCUACCCCAAUGGCAAGCCAAUCCCCUUUGAACAUGAUGACAACAUGCUUCUACUCGAACCUGGGAAUGACAGAGUCUCCGUGCAUCACGAGAGACUGAGCUUUGUGAGCCAUUGCAUGGACAUCAUCAUGACAAUAAAAGACGUGAACUGCAAUGCUCAUAUUCGGGAAAAUGAAAUCUUCUGCAGAAUCCCUAAAAAUAUUCUGAUCCCCAAAGAGGGGGUACCAGUCAGGGUGUCAGUGAAUGGGGAGAUAUAUGAUGUUGGCUGGGUGGCAUAUUCCAGAAGCAACCACCCUGUUGGCAUCGUGCUGGGUAUUCUUGCAGCACUGGCAGUAGGGGCUGCUUUAGCAUUUGCAGUAAUGACCCAUCUGCGCAAGAGGAAGAAAGCUGUGCAGGCAGAGCUUCGGUUAUCGAUGCUUUCCAACCGCAAUGGGGAAGUGUCACCUGUGGGAGACUACAGACGAGGUAUGUCCAUUGGUACCUCACAUGGAUCAUCCAUGGCAUUCUCUGGAUUGGUGUAUGCCAGUGGUGUAGACCCUUCUGCUCUUCCUCUGGUGUCACCUCAGACCAUCUCUCUGUCAGCCCUGCGGCCUGAGCUGCUGGAGGAGGUAAAGGAUGUGCUGAUCCCUCCUGAGCAGCUCAGUAUCCAGCAGGACGACAUCAUUGGCAAAGGUCACUUUGGAACAGUUUAUCAUGGCUACCUUAAAGACAGCAACAACCGUGAUAUUCAUUGUGCAGUGAAGUCAUUAAACAGGAUUACAGAUGUAGAGGAGGUGGAGCUCUUCCUGAAAGAGGGCAUCCUGAUGAAAGCCUUUCACCACCCUCAUGUGCUCUCACUGCUCGGAAUCCUGUUACCUGCUGAUGGCCUUCCACUUGUGGUCCUGCCAUACAUGAAACACGGAGACCUCCGGCACUUUAUCCGCUCUAAAGAAAGGAAUCCCACAGUGAAGGACCUGAUUGGCUUUGGGCUUCAGGUUGCUAAGGGAAUGGAAUAUUUAGCACAGAAGAAGUUUGUGCACAGAGACCUGGCAGCACGCAACUGCAUGUUGGAUGAGACCUUUACAGUCAAGGUGGCUGACUUUGGCAUGGCACGGGAUAUCUUCGAUAAAGAGUAUUACAGCAUCCAAGACCACAAAAGAGCCAAAUUACCUAUCAAAUGGAUGGCCAUUGAGAGUUUACAGACUCAAAAAUUUACCACCAAAUCUGAUGUAUGGUCAUUUGGUGUGUUAAUGUGGGAGAUGCUGACCAGAGGAGCAAGUCCAUAUCCCGAUGUCGACCCAUAUGAUAUGACACCAUAUCUAUUACAGGGACGGCGACUGCCACAGCCUCAGUACUGCCUCGACUCCCUGUGGUGUAUCCUGUUGCAGUGCUGGAACCCCGAGCCUGAUUUCAGGCCAGCCUUCUCCAUGCUGGUGAAGAAUUUGCAGGAGAUUCACUCUAUGCUGGAAGGAGAACACUAUGUUAACCUGCAGGUGACUUAUGUGAACCUGGAACAAGGACGUCCGUACCCCUCUAUUGCUUGGGCCUCUCCAUCACUACCUGAGAGCCACAGCACUGAAACACUGGAGCGGUUGGAGAACAGUGGAGAAACCUAACGUUCAGCCAACAUCACUGAGAGGUUAAUUUUAAGACACAUGGAAUGUAUGAAACAAAAUUUCGUUGGACAGAGUUUGGGGCACUAAAGCAUCCAGCAGUGUGACAGUUUACAGUAUGGAGUUAUUAUUGUGCCAAAAGUGUUAAAUAAUAUCCAGAUUAAUCCAUCAUGUUGGGUGAAAUGCCACGGUCCCUUGAGUGGGUAUGGCUAAGGUUCAGAGGACUUGUCACUCCAAAUUCUAACUGACCAUUAGACAUUUUUUGGUGCCUUGCUCAUAGACAAACACAGCUGUGCAAAAUAUGCCAAAGGUUAGAGGCAAAGGAUGAAUUUCAGAAGUAAAGGAAGGAUUCAGGAAAAAAAAAUACUGACCAAAAAAGAAAAUUAGAGAAACAAUAGUUAAGGGAGCUAACAAUUUUCUUUUUCUUUUGAAAGUUAGAAUUCUUAUUAGUUGAAUUUUCAAGAUUUGUAUGUUAAUGAUUUUGAUAAUAUUUAAUUUGUUCUUGUGUAAUUUUUGACUGCUACUUCCAAACAACUUACACUUUUGUAAGAAGAUUAACUCCACCUUACAGUUUACAGUAACAUCAGGUGUGCGAGCCGUCACACUGACUAUGAAACUGGAAUAUGGUACCACCUUUGUUCUCAGGUUUGCUCUAGUCAUUCUGGACUAGAUGUUUACUCUAUUCAGAAGACAUAUGUAAUCUUGUUUUGCACUGAACAGUAGUUAAUUUGUUUUAUAUUGUUACUUGUUUUCUGACUGAACAAAUGCCUUGCAUAUCUCUCUUCAUGCUUUUCUUUAUCACACAUGCAAAAAAACGUGUUAAACGAGAUUUCAUGUUUAUCGAAUGUAGAAGCAUAGAGCAAUUACAGCAUACUGAAAUAGGCAGUGAUUACAUAAUCCUGACGUUUACUCAUAAUAUGAUGAGACUACUAUUCUGUCCUAUUUAGACAAUGACACUAUCUGUGUGUCUUUUGCCUUCAAUUUUCACUUGGGCCAGUUCUCAUUAUCUGAUGUUGUGGGGGACAAAUCAAUUACAUGUGGUUCCACCAUAUGAAAACAUGAGCAAAUUCAAAUAAGCUUGGCAAAUUAUGUAUGGUUAUUUGAGGUUAUUCCUAACCUUGGAUUCCUUGAAAAAAGUACAGUUGAGGCCAAACAUUUACAUACACCUAAGCUAAAAAUUCACAACUCCACAUUUUUAGGAGUUAACUGGGUGAGCGUCUAUGGCUGAAAAGGGCCUACCUUUUCAGUGCAUUUUUGCCCUAGAUGACAUGGGAAAAUCCGAGCAAUUCAGCCAGAACCUCAGAAAAAAAUGUGGACUUUCACAAGUCUGUGUCCUCCUACAACUGAAGCAUGAGCAUCUGAACAAACGAUUAUAUGCAAAUAUAAAAAUCUUGGGACCACACACAGACACUGCAUCAUUCAGGAAGGAGGUACAAAGGAACUCCCAUGGACGAAUGAACUUCCGAAUGGUUCAACUAAACCCCAAGACAACAACAAAUGAACUGGUGAAGGAAUUGGAGGCACCAAGUACCAAAUAUGUACACCUGCCACCAAAAACUGGCAUGCAAGGAAGAAACCCCUACUCCAAGACAUUAAAAAGUCAGACUGAAGUUUGCAGGUGAUCACCAGGACAAAAAUUGAACUGUUUGGUCAUAGUGAUCAGCAGUAUGUAUGGAGGAAAAAGGCUGAGGCUUUUAAUCUGAAGAACACCAUCCCAGCUGUGAAGCGUGGUGUGGGGGUGUUUUGUUGGAAAAGGGCCUGGUGCACUUCAGAAAAUAGAUGGCAACACGAUGAAGGAGAAUUGUCUAGACAUCCUGAAGCAAAACCUCAAUAUCAGCCAGAAAGUUAAAACAACUGAGUCUUCCAGCAGGACAAUGGCUUAAAGACAACAAAGUAUUGGAGUGGCCAUCACAAAGCCCUGACCUGAAUCCCAUAGAAAAUUUGUGGACAGGCCCACAAACCUGACUGAGUUAUACCAGUUCUAUACUAAUCGACUUAGCACAGGAAAUGCAUAGUGAAGAAAAAAAAUAAAAUUUAGCCUAGGUGUAUGUAAACGUUUGGCUUCAGCUGUAGGUAUCUCAAAAACAAAAGCAAAUUUACACAGUCCCCUCUGAACAUACUGGAACAGCAAGGCCAAUUCUUUUGUUUUUGCUAUACACUAAAGACCUUUGGGUUUGAUAUCAAAAGAUGAUUGUGAGAUGAUAUAUCAGAAUUUCAGCUUUCAUUUCCUGAUAUUUACAUCUAGAUGUGUUAAACAACUUAGAAUAUGGCAGACCACCCAAUUUUUAGUUGAUCAAAAGUAUUGGAUCAGAUAGUCUUAAAGUAAAUAACUAUUAAUGUUUGGUUUUAUAUAUACAUAUCCCUUGCUUUCAAUAACUGCAUAAAGUCAGCAACCAAACUGUUGUGUUCUUCUUUUGUGAUGGUUUUCCAGGCUUGUACUGCAGCUUCUUUCAGUUGUUGUUUGUUUUGGGGAGUAUCUCCCUUCAGUCUCCUUUUAUAAACUUGUUCGCUCGUGUUCUUAUCUAGAUCGAAAAAAAAAAUCAGGUAAAAAAGAACAAAAAAGAAAACAUCAGGAAAUGAAAGCUGAAAUUCUGAUCUAUAAUUCUGUCUCAUAUUCAUCUUUUGAACUUAAACCCAAAUGUAGCAAAAACAACAGAAUUGCCCUUGCCGUUCCAAUACUUUCGAAGGAAACUGUAUAUGGUCAUGUCUGUUCAAUCAAAGGCAUAUAGUUUUGCCGGUCAAAGUAUAAUAUAAGCCUGUAUUGCUGCUAUGUGAUUGUUUUUUUAAAACCAGUUCUCGAUUUCCAUGCAUCACAAAUGUUUGUGCUUUCCUUACUGCAGUGCUCCUGACUCUUCGUUAUUAUCUGAUGGGUUUAGUGUGAUAUAGCAGAGAAAAUACAAAAAUGUGUCUUUUAUUGGACAGGUAGACGCAACAUGGUAGGAUACACUGGGCCUAAUUACUAUAAAAGCUAUAAAUGCUCAAAGAGUAUAACUGGAGACAUUUUACAAGUUCAAAAUGGUGUAAAUGGAAUGAGGAGUUAUUUUGCAUUAUCUGAUGUUCAUUUGUAUAAUAUCAGGAAUAAUAAUAAACAGAAAAUAUUACUUCUUU